AUGCCUCAAGCACAGCCAGAACUCAAGAAGUACCUCGAGAAGCGCGUUCUCGUCCAGCUCAAUGGCAGCCGCAAAGUCAUGGGUAUCCUCCGCGGUUACGACGUCUACCUAAACAUUGUACUCGAUGAGGCGCUAGAGGAGAAGGCUGGCGGCGAGAAGGUGCGCAUCGGCAUGGUCGUCAUCAGAGGGAAUGCAGUGGUCAUGCUUGAAGCGCUUGACCGCAUCAACCAGGACGUACCCAAGAUCGGACGAUAG
Alternaria viburni is the source of this 255-nucleotide messenger RNA. It is a transcript of the gene SMG1, whose product is annotated as Serine/threonine-protein kinase smg1. Gene Ontology annotation, molecular function: RNA binding. Gene Ontology annotation, cellular component: SMN-Sm protein complex; catalytic step 2 spliceosome; U12-type spliceosomal complex. The record is from RefSeq and is a predicted model, not a curated record. Gene Ontology annotation, biological process: spliceosomal snRNP assembly; mRNA splicing, via spliceosome. The transcript is spliced from 4 exons. Lineage: Eukaryota; Fungi; Ascomycota; Dothideomycetes; Pleosporales; Pleosporaceae. Bases 1 to 255 code for a protein of 84 amino acids.